This is a messenger RNA of Osmerus eperlanus (European smelt), 2865 nucleotides long. RefSeq names its product BTB/POZ domain-containing protein KCTD1. Gene Ontology annotation, cellular component: nucleus. NCBI's taxonomy places the organism in Eukaryota, Metazoa, Chordata, Actinopteri, Osmeriformes, Osmeridae. Gene Ontology annotation, biological process: negative regulation of DNA-templated transcription; protein homooligomerization. The coding region runs from base 777 to 1808 and encodes 343 amino acids. Gene Ontology annotation, molecular function: transcription factor binding; transcription corepressor activity. The transcript has 5 exons. The record is from RefSeq and is a predicted model, not a curated record.
GCAUUGUUCAGGAAAUACAUAAUCACACAUGUGAGGAGAAAGGAGAGGUUGCAGCAUGCAGAGACUAUAAAAUGUCUGUGGAAAGGUCAGCCGUUCAUGUGAGGUCACAGCUGCCCUGGGGACAUUUGUCCAGUGAAUGGUGUAACUGGUUUUAAUCUCGAACAGAAACCGCCUCUGUGGUUAAGAUACCAUUCGAUUCGUUACUGGAUACUGUUAGGCUAGUUGGAUGAGUUAUAUAGCGGCUGUUGCCCUAUUUGCUCAAAGUGUGGAGAUGUGUUGCCAGUGAUAUGACCGAAAAUGUAGUGAAUUUCACUUCGGUGCUGCUAACGUGUUAUCUGCAUGUUAUGGCUUGAAAGUUCAGAAAGAACAAAGGAUAGCUUUAGGAGCAGGACAGGGCAAAGAAAGAUUCUCAAGAGUUCACUGGGCAGGUCGCAAUCCAGAUGUGUUAUUUGGACUCGACAUUCACCUUAUGGGUGCUUAAAAGUUCAACGAGGGGCUCCCUUUGUAAAAUAGUCAUUAGCAGAGGUUUGCUGUUGGUCUAAAAACGCGACAUUAUCUGCUAUUAAAAAAGCGACAAUCCAAAAGACCCGAGGGCACAACAAUGCUAAUGUUGUCGGGGGCUUUGACUUCUCCCAGCCAUUGCUUAGAAGCUUCUCAGUGCGACUGCCGCAUUUAUAGCCUACGCCGUCUCGGUGUGUGCGCUGUAUCUCUAUUAAGAAGGUGGUGAAACCCGAAGGUGAAACCCGAGAGAAUCUCCGACUUAAGUCUCUGUUGCAAUGGACGAAACGGAUAUCAUGGACUUAACGCAUCAGAAAACGAGAAAACGACCGCGUCCAAUCAGUUCUGUGGAUUUGUCCGUACACGCGUCCUUAAAACGAAUCCCGUUAAGAACCGGGGAAUGCAGGGACCCAGCGUUCAUGUUCACAGUCAGAGGCGACAACAUACCUGCAGCAUCUUUAAAGCAGAAUGAUCAUUCUGUGUCUACUUCGCCAACUACAGUAAUGCCCGCACAGGAUAACCGCUCCAGUAUGUCCAGACCCAUGAUCACCAGAUCGCCAGCGUCUCCCAUGAGUAACCAGGGCAUCCCAGCCCCCGCCCAGCUAACCAAGUCCAACGCCCCCGUGCACAUUGAUGUGGGAGGACACAUGUACACCAGCAGCCUGGCAACACUAACAAAGUACCCAGAGUCCAGAAUCGGACGUCUCUUUGAUGGUACAGAGCCCAUAGUCCUGGACAGCCUGAAGCAGCACUACUUCAUAGACAGGGAUGGACACAUGUUCCGCUACAUCCUCAACUUCCUCAGGACGUCCAAGCUCCUCAUCCCAGAUGACUUCAAAGACUACAGCCUGUUGUACGAGGAGGCGCGCUACUUCCAGCUGCAGCCCAUGCUGAGCGAGCUGGAGCGCUGGCGCUUGGACCGGGAGCAGGGCCGGGUGUCGCGGCCCUGCGAGUGCCUGGUGGUGCGCGUGGCGCCCGACCUGGGCGAGAGGAUCACGCUGAGCGGCGACAAGGCCCUCAUCGAGGACGUCUUCCCCGAGAUCGGCGACGUCAUGUGCAACUCGGUCAACGCUGGCUGGAACCACGAUUCCACGCACGUCAUUCGCUUUCCCCUCAACGGCUACUGCCAUCUUAACUCCGUCCAGGUGUUGGAGCGCCUGCAGCAGCGUGGGUUUGAGAUCGUGGGCUCCUGUGGUGGGGGCGUGGACUCGUCCCAGUUCAGCGAGUACGUCCUGAGGAGGGAACUGAGAAGGACGCCCCAGAGAGGAGGGCCCAACUCAAACAGAAUAAAACAGGAGCAGCUGGACUAGAGACCUCCACAACCACAGGAGGCGCUAGACUUAUUUACUUACUUUAGGCGUGAGCUCUGCGUGGGCGGAGCUCUCUGUACGGACUCUUGUGUUUUUUCGUUUUGGUUUUGUUUCUUUUGUCAUUUUUUCUUUUUCUUUUUACUUGAGAACCACCUAUAGAAAAAAAGGUGCAAAAUUAGUUUUUUUUGCCAUAAGAAGAUACAGAAUAUUUGAUAAGUUAUUGAAAUCUCAAGGACAUUUGUUGAUUGUUUACUAGCCCCUUUUGAGUGAAUUUAAAAGAAUUAUACACCGAAGCCCAAAAUGAAGUUUGUUUUAAAACUUUGAGCCUACAUUAGGUUAAUGUUCUCAAUUUUACCUGUCAAUGUUUUUAAGGGUUUGAUUGUACAUGUAGUGCACACCCUUCUAUCAGUGCUUAGAUGUUUCCCCACUGGCAAAUUGCCUAGUUUUCUGUACAAGAUCUCCGUUUCCAUAAAUGCUUUUCAAUAGAAUUGAAUAUACUAAUUAAUAAUUACAUUAUUUUUCUCAUGAUUAAAAGGGUUUAGUAUUGUGCCACAAAUGAAGUUGUUUUUACAUGAAUGGAAGUUAUCUUAUUGGAUUAUGCUAUUAAAUAGAGUUCACUUUAGUCUCAUCAAGAUUUUAUGUCAUAGGUAAUUCUAUAAUCACUUAAAGAAAAUGCUAAGUAAAUUAUUAUUAUAAUGUCACAUCAUUGCCUUGUUGUACAGGGAAUACAGGUUAUCCUAGAGACAACCAAGGUAAUUCAUUCAGCGGGUUAUAACCCUCUGGAGUGGCAAACUGUAUGAUAUUGUCAUUGUAUACGUGUUUGUUUGUGUUUUUUUACAUUGAAAUUGACAUCUUUUUAAAACAAAUCUGUUGCCUCAUACAUGACUGAACUGAUACAAGCCUAUUGUAACACCCAAUCUAAAGAUCACCCUCACAUUUAGCGUAUAUUGAAAUGAAGUUUCUAACAUGACCAACCUACCUACUCUCCCUAGAUUUGAGGUAAGAGGAAUGUAGCUCACAAAUGUGAAAUAAAUCUUCAACAUAAGUUGUAAUAAAG